Molecule: messenger RNA, 3099 nt
Organism: Anguilla anguilla (European eel)
Lineage: Eukaryota; Metazoa; Chordata; Actinopteri; Anguilliformes; Anguillidae
Exons: 11
Coding region: 371-1507 (378 amino acids)
Biological process (GO): lipid homeostasis; regulation of lipid metabolic process
Cellular component (GO): endoplasmic reticulum-Golgi intermediate compartment membrane; endoplasmic reticulum membrane
Source: RefSeq, a predicted model, not a curated record
AAGCGCCACUAUGAUAAGACUUGAAUGUGCCCAAGUCCAAAGUUCCAUAGCGCUUCUUGUAGGAAGAGGACGCCAGUCAUAUCGCGAGGGAGACGCACUUAUGAUGGACUUUGAAAGCAAAGCCGCGUGGAGUCUGACGCGACAUUGCACAAGUUGCCCUCAGUGGGAAAGUUUGGUCUCGGUGAUUGUAAAGUCUGACUUCAUUCCUCGAGGGGACACGGGACACCAGCAUGUGGCACGACAAAAAACAGUUUUGCGUUUAACAGUGAAGAUCAGUAGACUUGUUUUUUAGACGACAUAGUGGAGUUAAAAGCAGGAGCUCCCAGUGGAGUAGGCUACAUUACUGAGAGUGCCUAUUAACCAUUAAUUUAUGAAAAUGAAUAUACCGCAGGAAAUAUGUGUUUAUUUCUUUUCUUUGUCGGCGCUUGGGGUACUAUACACCAUGAACAACGUUCCAGCCUUCCAACAUCCACAGGUCAUCCCGGUCGUUGGAGUGGUCGUGAUGCUGGCGGUGUUCCUGGUGGUUUACCUCGCCGUCCGACACAGACCCCCUAAAGACCCCCUCUUCUACGUUUUUGUAGAGUUUUCCUUCACCUGUGUGAUCAGCCUGGUCAUCGCCCUGGAGCAGGAUAGAUUCACUUCAGGAUUCAUGGAAUUCUAUCAAAAGACGGGGGAGCCCUACGUAGUGACAGCAUACGCCAUUAUGAUGUCAUACUGGGAUGGCGUGGUACACUUUCUGUUGUACCUCUUCAUGGUGCAGCGCAUGGCCAAUGAGAUGUCUUACCGCAGUAUGGGGCUGUUCUGGGCCGGGUCGCUGUUGGCCAACAUGGCCGUGUACGUGCCGGGGAUCAUCAUCGGAAAAUACGGCGCGUACAUUUGCCCCACCUAUUGGCUAAACUUCCCCUUCCUGUUCGGGGCCUUGUGGGGGGCCAUCUCCCUUUUCAAUAGGCCGAGGGAGCUGCCAAUCAUCCCAGCUGACCAGGUGGCAGCAGAGCAGAAGCGUGGUCUCCUCUCCCGGCCCCUGGACCUGCUCCUGGUGCUCUUCCUGGUUGGGGCCAUGGGCUUCACGAUCUUCAGGGGCUUUGUGGUUCUAGAUUGUCCCCUAGACUCCUGUUUCACCUACAUCUACCAGUACGAGCCGUACCUGAAGGACCCGGUGGGCUUCCCGCGAUUCAUGAUGCUGCUUUACCUGUUCUAUGGCCUGCCACUCCUGGCUCUGUUCGUCUACGGGCUUUGGAAACCAGGCUGCACCUGGAUGCUGGACUGGUCUCUGUUCUUUGCAGGGGCUAUAGCUCAGAGCCAGUGGUGCCACACCGGGGCGUCGGUGCACCACCGCACCCCGUUCACGUACCGGCUCCCCGAGGGGCGGUGGUGGGCCAUCGUGGGGGUGAACCUCCUGUACGCGGCGGGACCCCAGCUGCUGGCCCUGCGCUGCGCCCUCCGCCCCGCCUUCUUCCUCAAAACCGUCCCGGCGGACCGGGCCGAUCGCCAGAAGAAGACCAACUGACCGCCGCGCCGCAAACCCCCGCAAGCUCCGCCCCCAGCCCCCCCUGCGAUCGCUUGCGCAUGAAGACCGAGGGGAACUCUGCCGGUGAGUCUGUGUGAGCUGAACUCUGAACUGAGCUGUCAACACGUCCGCCGACCGAUCGCGGACCCUUGGACCCGAGAUUAUCGCCACCACCUCUUUGCAAACAACCGCGGAUCUUACGGGCGGACGACCCAACCCCACAACGAAACUUCAGCAGCCAGACGGACUCCUAAUCCGACUCCCUCCCAGGCUUUAUGGCCCAGUGGCUGAACGUACGGAAUUUGGACUGGAUCAGCGUGGUCUGAUAUGAACGAAGUCACGUUCAAUAAAAUACUGAGGAAGGGAAAACAACUGAGACACUUACAGAACGGUCACACAAAUCAUGGAAUACAGAUGCAUUCUGGGAUCGUUCUCACUGGCCAACAUUCAAAAUUCCGAAUGUAUGCAUAUUUCCCGUUCUAAACGUGUUUUGAAUACCCUGUUUACGAAUACCCUUUUUUUAAAUUUACGCUUGUAAUUAAAGUGCAUAAAUAGAUAGAUAGGUCUUUGCAAUUCAUGCCAAUAUCUUAUUAUUUUUGGAGGUACUAGUCUCAGGAACCAAUUUUCCAGUUAAUUGAAAAGUUUCAGCUUUGCACCCACAUUCACUCAUGCACACAGUUUAGUUAAUUAGACAGUAUUCUGAACAAGGGAAUUAAGACCACUUCUUUAUUCAGCAUUUAUUUCGUUUUUUACAUUUUUUUAUUUUUAUUCUAUUUUACAGAUUCCAUUGCUGAAUACAGAAGUUCUAUGUAUUAAUUGUGAAUGUUCUAAUCUCGGGGCUGUGAUAAUGAACACUUGGCGUGCUCGUGAAACAGGGUCACUGCACCAGACUGCCCGCUCGUUAAAAACUUUCACUAAGUCACCCUGGGCGCCAUGGGGUUGCUUCGCUUUUAAGAGCAAUCAGAGAGGUUUCGAGGAGCCGUUAAUGAGCUGAGGUACAAUUAAGCGACCGUUGCUUUGAUUUUGCCCUUCAGAGCAUAACACAGCCAUUGGUUCAAAUCAGCGAAUCAGCGAGUUAACGAUGGCAUGUUGCUCCGCCCAUUUUUAAAGAUGCAUUCUCCCAUGACUGGGUUUUUUUUUUUUUUUUUUUUUUGCAAAACCUUAAAAUUUUAGUGUUUAAAUAUAAUAUUCAGGCACGUUCUGUGAAUGAAAUCCAGAACACAUGCUUGGUAAGGAAUUUAUUACCAAGCAUGGGGGGGGGGGGGGGGGGGGAGUCGCAUGGCAAAAUACGUCUGUGAAACCCGCGGGGCUCGAUUUGAGUCAUGUUGUGGGGGGUGUACUCUAACCUGGAGCUAACUUCCUUAUGACGUAGAGCGGAAAGUGGUCGGCAGCGCCUCUGAUGACGCUCAUGCUUAGGAUGACAAUUUUUCUCUGGCAAACGGAGCAGACAGACGCCUUCGCGACCCUAAACUGUUCUGAUUUUGGGCCAGACUGUUUAUUUCAUCUCUCGCUGGAUGACGUUACUGGACUCUGGUAAACUUUGCCCUCCUUGCAGGUCGCAGUGAUAUAAAAAAAGAUGACUAAUGAACGUA